AUGGCUAUGGCAACUGGGCCGGGAUGGCCAGCCUCUGCGCAAGCCGUCGCUCAGGACGUGGAAGCUUCUUUGGAAGGCAAGCGGAGUAAAUAUACCAGUGGCGACGAGGAGAAGAACAUGAUGAGGGAAGGAACCCCAGGAGAGUCAUACACGGAAUCGUCAGAAGAUGGAGGGGAAAAGGUCCACGAACUCGCCCGCGCGAUCACACAAGCUUCCAUCAAGAACGCGAACGGAGAGCACAUCAAUCCCUUCGAUGGGCCCGAAAAUCCUGCCCUCGACCCUCUCUCGGGCAAAUUCUCAUACAAGGUGUGGACGAAAAACCUGUUGGGUAUUCAGAGUCGCGAUCCUGAAAGAUACCCUGCUCGAGUUGCGGGCAUCAGCUAUAGGAAUUUGAGCGCAUACGGUUUUGGCAACGCGACCGAUUACCAGAAGACUUUUGGAAAUUACCCUUUGGAACUCCCAGGCCUCUUCAAGCGAAUGAUUGGCCGACAAGAACAAACCAAGAUUCAGAUUUUGAGGAACUUCGAUGGCUUAGUGAAGAGUGGAGAAAUGCUGGUGGUGUUGGGAAGACCUGGAAGUGGAUGCUCGACGCUGCUCAAGACAAUCAGUGGAGAAACCAAUGGCUUUCAUCUCGACCCCGAGAGUAAUAUCAAUUAUCAGGGCAUUCCUAUGGAGAUGAUGCAUAAUGAUUUCCGAGGCGAAUGUAUAUACCAAGCCGAGGUCGAUGUGCAUUUCCCCCAAUUGACGGUCGGCCAAACACUUGAAUUCGCUGCUCUAGCAAGAACACCUCGAAACAGAAUCCCCGGCGUUACCAGAGAAGCUUACGCGACACACAUGCGGGAUGUGAUUAUGGCCGUGUUCGGUCUUUCCCAUACCAUCAAUACUCAGGUCGGUAACGACUUCAUUCGUGGUGUAUCAGGUGGUGAGCGAAAACGUGUCAGUAUUGCAGAGGCCGCCCUUGGUGGUAGUCCGCUACAAUGCUGGGAUAACAGUACCCGUGGUCUUGACAGUGCAACUGCUUUGGAGUUCGUUCGGACGUUGAGAUUGUCGACCGAGAUGGCAGGAUGUGCUGCUGUGGUGGCUAUUUACCAAGCAUCACAAGCAAUUUAUGAUGUUUUCGACAAAGUAGCGGUGUUAUACGAAGGACGACAGAUAUAUUUUGGAAACAUUCAUGCCGCAAAGGAGUUCUUCGUCAAUAUGGGAUUCGAAUGCCCCCUAAGACAGACCACGGCGGACUUCCUGACCUCGCUUACCAGUCCUGCUGAGCGUGUCGUAAGGAAGGGGUUUGAGGGCCUCACACCAUUCACCCCUGACGAAUUCGCUGCGAAGUGGUACGAAAGUGCCGACAGAGCUCGGUUGAUGCAAGAAAUCAAAGCAUUUGAGGAGGAGUUCCCAGUUGGCGGUGGUCAUUUGGAGGAAUUCAAAGACGCUCGACGAGCUGCCCAAGCCAAAGCCCAGCGUGUCAAGUCACCGUAUACACUCUCGCUUCAACAACAGAUCGCACUUUGCUGCAAAAGGAGUUUUCAACGACUUCGCGGUGAUGCAACACUCUUCUUCACAGGUCUCUUCGGCCAAGCUGUCCUUGCCUUGAUUAUCAGUAGUGUUUUCUACAACUUAGACAACACAACUGGUACUCUUUUCAGUCGUGGUGCUCUUAUCUUCUUUGCAAUUCUCAUGGCGGCCUUCCAAAGCUUUUUGGAGAUCAUCACUUUGUAUGCCCAACGACCCAUUGUAGAGAAACAAGCGAAAUAUGCCUUCUAUCAUCCAAUUUCUGAAGCUAUCGCCUCCAUGAUCGCAGAUCUGCCGAACAAGAUUGGAGUCACUCUUAUCUUCGAUUUCAUCGUGUAUUUCAUGACCAAUCUUAGACGUACUCCUGAAGCCUUCUUCGUUUUCCUGCUGUUCACAUUUACCUGUACAUUGGUCAUGUCCAUGUUCUUCCGUUCCAUCGCCUCUCUCUCUAGGACUCUAGCCCAAGCCAUGGCUCCUGCAGCUAUCUUUAUCCUGGCAUUGAUCAUCUAUACUGGAUUCGCAAUUCCCACACGAAAUAUGCACCCCUGGUUCAGAUGGAUUAAUUACCUUGACCCCGUCGCUUACGCUUUCGAAGCUCUUAUGGUUAACGAAUUUUCUGGUCGACGAUUGGAUUGUGUCCAGUUUGUUCCAAUGGGAGAUGCGUAUCUCAACUCCUCACCAAGCGAACGUGUUUGUGCGACAACCGGAGCUGCCGCUGGAGCCGAUUUUGUCGACGGAGAUACAUGGUUAAGGGUCAAUUACCAGUACGAAUACUCUCACCUCUGGCGAAACUUUGGUAUCCUACUCGCCCUUGUGGUCGGCGGUUGUGCCGUUUAUCUCACUGCAACCGAAUACAUCUCGGCUAAGAAGUCCAAGGGUGAAGUUCUUCUUUUCAGACGUGGUCGAAUCCCCGAUAUGGGUUCCAAUAAAGCCGAUGAAGAAACAGCCCAGGUAGAGGAUGAUCGAAUCAAUACCGAGACGGUUCUCACUCGCACGAAGACAACACCUGACGCCCCCGCAAGCAUUCAAAAACAAACGGCCAUUUUCCACUGGGAUAAUGUAAACUACGACAUUAAGAUUAAGAAGGAGCCUCGCAGACUUCUCGAUGCUGUCGAUGGAUGGGUCAAACCCGGAACCUUAACCGCAUUGAUGGGUGUUUCCGGAGCUGGUAAAACUACGCUUCUGGAUGUUCUCGCUAGUCGUACCACUAUGGGAGUUGUUACUGGUGAAAUGCUAAUUGAUGGACGUCAACGAAAUACUGGAUUCCAGAGAAAAACCGGGUACGUCCAGCAACAGGAUCUCCACUUGGCUACGACUACCGUUCGAGAGGCUCUCAAUUUCAGUGCCGUUCUGCGUCAGCCAAAGUCUACACCCCAUGCGGAAAAGAUUGCAUAUGUGGACGAAGUGAUUAAGGUGUUGGAAAUGGAGGCUUAUGCCGACGCUGUCGUUGGUGUUCCAGGUGAAGGUCUCAAUGUUGAACAACGUAAACGAUUGACGAUCGGUGUUGAGCUUGCCGCUAAGCCUGCCCUUCUCCUCUUCCUCGACGAACCUACUUCUGGUCUAGAUUCCCAAACUGCCUGGUCUAUUUGCGCCCUCCUUCGUAAGCUUGCGGACAACGGACAAGCUAUUCUCUGCACUAUUCAUCAACCAUCAGCUAUCUUGUUCCAAGAGUUCGACCGCCUUCUAUUCCUCGCCAAAGGAGGAAAGACUGUUUAUUUCGGCCCAAUCGGUAAAGACUCAAAAGAUUUGACUGCUUAUUUCGAGCGGAAUGGUUCCCAGAAAUUUGGGAUAGAUGAAAAUCCGGCUGAAGUCAUGCUUGAAGUUAUUGGUGCUGCCCCUGGUUCCGAAACCACCAUCGACUGGCCAGCUGUCUGGAAUGCGUCCCCCGAGAGAGCUGAGGUUAAGGCCCACCUUGCCGAACUCAAAGCAACCCUCUCUCAAAAGGAAAUCGUCGAAGACCCGACCGCCCUUGAUCCAUACGCUGCUUCAUUCACUGUACAAAUGUGGACUGUCCUCAAACGUGUCUUCCAGCAAUACUGGCGAACACCUACGUAUCUAUACUCCAAGACCGUCCUUUGUGUCCUGACUGGUCUUUUCAUUGGAUUUUCUUUCUGGGAUGCACCAACCUCCCUUCAAGGAAUGCAGAAUCAACUGUUCGCUAUCUUCAUGCUUCUCACUAUAUUUGGUAAUCUCGUCCAACAAAUCAUGCCUCUUUUCGUCGUUCAACGUUCGCUUUACGAGGUUCGCGAACGUCCCUCAAAGACUUAUUCCUGGCAAGUCUUCAUCGUGUCGAACAUCCUCGUCGAGCUGCCAUGGAACUCUCUCAUGGGCGUCUUGAUUUUCGUUACCUGGUACUAUCCAAUUGGCCUUUUCCGAAAUGCGGAAGCUACGGACGCCGUUACUGAACGUGGUGGCCUCAUGUUCCUAUUUAUCCUCUCCUUCCUGCUCUUCACCUCUACCUUCACAAAUAUGAUCAUCGCCGGUAUCGAAUCCGCAGAAGCAGGAGCCAAUCUCGCUCAACUCCUCUUCUCACUCUGCUUGAUUUUCAAUGGUGUCCUUGCCUCCCCCGACCAAUUCCCCCGCUUCUGGAUCUUCAUGUACCGCGUCUCCCCCUUUACAUACCUAGUCUCCGGCGUCAUGUCCACAGGUAUAGCCAACACCGCCGUCGUCUGCUCCGACAUCGAGUACCUUACCUUCGACCCACCCGCCUCCACCACCUGCGAAGCCUAUCUCGCGCCCUACAUCAGCGCCGCGGGCGGCUACCUUACCGACGCCACUAAACAAGCUACCUCUGCCUGCCGCUUCUGCUCCCUCGCAGACAGCAACCAGUUCUUGGCGGCCGUCAAUAUCAAAUACAGCGAGCGAUGGAGGAACUACGGCAUUUUCUGGGUGUACAUCCUGUUUAACGUCGCGGCGGCCGUUUUCCUGUACUGGCUUGCUCGGGUACCAAAGGUCAAAAAGGAGGAGAAGGAGAAGAAAGAGUAG
Glarea lozoyensis ATCC 20868 is the source of this 4494-nucleotide messenger RNA. Its product is annotated as P-loop containing nucleoside triphosphate hydrolase. Gene Ontology annotation, molecular function: ATP binding; ABC-type transporter activity; ATP hydrolysis activity. NCBI's taxonomy places the organism in Eukaryota, Fungi, Ascomycota, Leotiomycetes, Helotiales, Helotiaceae. Gene Ontology annotation, cellular component: membrane. The record is from RefSeq and is a predicted model, not a curated record. Gene Ontology annotation, biological process: transmembrane transport. The coding region runs from base 1 to 4494 and encodes 1497 amino acids. The transcript is spliced from 6 exons.